AGAUAUAAAAUUAAAUUACUUGUUAUUUACGUUUUACUACUUUACAAUUAUUUUGAUCGUGCUUACCACCAUUGUUAUCGGUUAUCGAUUGUCCUGGCAACAGCUGAUUUCUUUUGGCGUCUUUUUGGUUUUGGUUUGAGAUAAUCAUUGGUUUGGCGCCUUUACUUUUAAGAAUCCAGGAUAAUCAGUGAGUGUUACUGAGUGCCCAAGAUGUCCGACGACGAUUGCGAUAUAUUCAGUGCUGCUCGCAAGCGUGUUCCCGUAAAAGCUUUGCCCAAGGAAUCCUACAACCUUAGCAAUGAUUCUUUCUCCAAGGAGGUGGAUUACGAUUUCAUUGAAGACAUCCCCAAGAAAUCAAAUAAGACCAGCAAACGAAGGCCCGCUGCAGCGACGCGGGAAAAGCCACAGGAAACUCAUGAUGGUGCUUCGCCUCCAAAACAGAAAAAGCAGGAGGCUGUGGAGCCAGAAAAGGACGAGAGAUCCGAACGCUCCCUGUCACCGGUAUCCCAGUUGAUAUUAGAGAUGGAAAAGAAGAAAGCCAACGAUAUCGCGGAUGUGGAGAAGCAUGCCAAAAACAACGAUGUUGGUCCUGUGGCCAGACGUACACGGUCAUCGCUGAAUAAGGCGGAAAUGGCGCCACCAACUGUGCCCGCCACUGUAAAGGUGCCCACACAGGUGAAACCGAAAAAGCGCGGUAGAAAAAAGGGAGCAUCUUCGACAGCCAUCAACGUGGAAACUGUGUCCGCUUCGGUGGUGUCCUCAUUGGCAAACAUCGUGGCUAGCUUAAACAAGAACAACGAGAACAUCAGCAGACGGCGGACGGUGGCCGAAGUUGCAGCCCGUUCCAAGGUGGUGGACAGCAUUGAUCUGGUAUCAGCGGUAGCGCCGCGAGUAGAGGGCUUUGUUAAUCUCGACUCAGAAGACGAGGCUGUACCUCCUGCGGCCGUUGAGGAAGAAAAUAUUUUCGACAAUGCCAAUCCCACCAUAGAAGUAGCUUUGUCUUGGCUUGGCGAGAUCCAGAUGUAUAAACUGCGGCAGCAUCAAAUGUUUAAGCAUCUGUUCAAGGAAGUGGCAUCACGCAAUGGGGUAGAUGAGAAUGAUAUUUCGGUGGAUAUGUACUACAACUUCGUGGGACCCGAGGAUACGCCGCACAGCAUUGGUCUCAAAUCAUUUCACACGCUCACUGGCCAUCCCACCAAGUCCCAUAAUAACAAACAUGUAGCUGUCAAGAAUGACAACAAUCCGGAAGCUCUUACUAGGAAACCCAAAAAGUUUCAAGUCAAAGUCCAGGCGGAUAAAUGGAAGAAUCCUUUGGUGAUGCCCAUGAAGAAAAAGGAUACUUUUAAAAUGUUAUAUAUCAAGUGUGCUGAAGAGCUGAACUGUGAUGCCCGACUCAUUAGGUUAUUUUUUGACGGUGAUUUGCUGGAUCCGGAGGAUACGCCAAUAAACCAGGAUAUGGAGGGCAACGAAGUUAUAGAUCUUAAAAUAAAGGUUUAGAUUUUUAGCAAUUUUUCUAUGAACCCGCACAAUAUUUUUAAAAUCAAUUAUUAUAAUUUUAUUAACCAAAAGCUUAUUGCUGUGCAAGAUUUCUAGUUAAAGUAUUUUAUUGUUAAAUGUGUCUAUGUAUGAUUGAAUGCUUCAAAUUUACUUUAUCCGCAAUAGAUUGUAUUUAGUGUAACAUA
Drosophila yakuba is the source of this 1682-nucleotide messenger RNA. RefSeq lists its product as uncharacterized. The record is from RefSeq and is a predicted model, not a curated record. Bases 211 to 1497 code for a protein of 428 amino acids. Lineage: Eukaryota; Metazoa; Arthropoda; Insecta; Diptera; Drosophilidae. Gene Ontology annotation, biological process: positive regulation of transcription by RNA polymerase II; cytokine production. The transcript is spliced from 7 exons.